GUUUGUUGAUCUUGGCAUAUCCCAUGAUUCUUGGAGCGGAAACAGGAGUUGGCCUCUUUUUCGUGACCAUCCAAAAUGACCUCCAAGAGGAAGAAGACUAGGAAGCUUAGAGGCCAUGUCAGUCAUGGACAUGGGCGUGUAGGUAAACACCGUAAGCAUCCUGGUGGUCGUGGUAAUGCUGGUGGUCAACAUCAUCACAGAAUCAACUUUGACAAAUACCAUCCUGGUUAUUUUGGAAAAGUUGGCAUGCGUCACUACCACCUGACAAAACAGAAAUACUUCUGUCCAACCGUCAAUCUGGACCGUCUGUGGUCCUUGGUCUCUGAGCAAACCAGAGACUUUUACAAGAAGAAGACAGAUGUUGCACCAGUCAUUGAUGUUAUCAAAGCAGGUUACUACAAGGUUUUGGGCAAAGGGGUCCUUCCCAAGCAGCCUGUUAUAGUAAAGGCCAAGUUUUUUAGCAAAGCUGCCGAGGCUAAAAUCAAGGAAGUAGGGGGCGCGUGUGUCCUCUCAGCCUAAGAGACUGAUAGCAAUUACAACUCAAUUGACAUUUCUGUACAAAGCCGAGAUAUGAAGAGAAAAAUGAAAUUAUGUGAAAACUG
Molecule: messenger RNA, 602 nt
Organism: Lingula anatina
Lineage: Eukaryota; Metazoa; Brachiopoda; Lingulata; Lingulida; Lingulidae
Product: large ribosomal subunit protein uL15
Biological process (GO): translation
Cellular component (GO): ribosome; cytosolic large ribosomal subunit
Molecular function (GO): structural constituent of ribosome
Source: RefSeq, a predicted model, not a curated record